UGACGUGCAACAGGUGACAGAUCCAGUGUUGCCCGCUGCUGGACAGAUUCUCCAAGUCGAAAGGCUUGACUCUCUUUUUGGCUUCUGUUAUUCUUUUUUUUCGUUUUCAGAUUCCUUUUCUUUGAUUAUUAAUUACCCUACUAUGACAGGUUCUCUACACAUUUCAUUUCCUUUGUGCCUGAUCUGCUGACUUUACUGCUCCCUCUUGACCAACUUGACAAUUCACUUCUGUGGCGGCUCUCGGCUUACCUUCGUGUCCGCCCAUCUCCCUGUCAAAAAAAGAGUCCAUUUUGAAGUUAGGUUUUUUGUGUUGCAAUCCUUACUCUUCCAAGUUUACUCAACUCAGUUUCACCAAUGUUUAAAAUGGAGGUCGAUAAAUUCCUUUCCCACUCCCAGUAUGCCUUGCCUGUGGGUGGGGUGCUGAUAUUAGCAGUACUUGUGUUUACUUUUGGCUUCAAAACUGUUGCUGAGCCCACAUUCGACAGAAGUUCAGGCAACGAAGAGAAGAAGAAGAAACAAGUCAAACCAAAGACAAAGGUGAAGAAAACUGUUUCUGCAUCUCCUGAACACAAUGGAGAGCCCAAGAAACCAAGCACUCCAUCUCAACCCAAACCACCUCAACCCAAAUCCCCACAACCCAAGGUUGCUGCCAAAAAGGAAUCGCCCAAGAAGACAACUAAAGUCGAGCAACCAAAGAAAGCCGAAGUGGAAGUCGCCAAGCCUGAGAAGAAGGAAUCUCAGCAAAAGAGGAAGGAACUCAAACCAGCAGAUUUCGACGAAGGAGAUUGGGUGCAAGCUGUAAGCAAAAAGGACAAGAAGAAGAAGCCAACUGGUGAUGGUGCUUCAGCUAGUGCUAGUCCAGCAACUUCUCCUACUCACAAAGCUGGCAAGAAAGCUGAUAAGAAGAAGAAGGAACAAGUGAAGAAAGAAGAGGAAAUUAAGAGCAACGAAAUGCCCAUCGAGAAUGCCACGAACGAUGUUGCUGCCGUCCAGGAAGUGGAAGUGAAGGCAGCCAAGUUGGAAGUCGCUGUUGUGCCUCCCGAAGAAGUCGUCGCCGUUAAAGCCGAGCCCGCCAAAGUGGUGGAAAAGGAGAAGAAGAAGGCCAACGAAAAGCCUGCCGCCCAACCUGCUGCCGCCGAGAAAAAGGAGAAGAAUAACAACAACGCCAACAGUGCCAUCCCGAAAAAAGCCGACAAGGUCGAAGCUAAACCCGUUGCCGAGAAAAUUGCCGAGGCUGCUGUAAACAAUUCAGAUGAUACGUGGCAGGAGAACAAGAGCAAGAAGAAGAAGAAGGCCCGCCGUGAUUAACCACUUAAACGUCUGCACCGCCUUGUAAUGCGGAAUUCUGAAACCGAUGGGCAUUGUAGUUCAGAGGGUGUUCAUCCUAUCACCUCCUACCCGCAAAUCAACUUGUUUUGUGCAAAAAAAUAAGGUCGAUGGUAUUUUGUUUCAUGUUUUUUUCUUAAUUGAUUUGAGCCUUUUUUUUUGCUCUUUAUACCCGACUCGGUGCUCUUUUUCCUUUAUUUUUGGUGAUUAUAGUCGAGUCUUCUUUUUUUUUUUUCUUAUUAUUAUUUUCUCGUGUUCACACUCGAAAUCCGUUUCGUUGUUGGCCUGGAUACAUUUUGGAGAUAUUUCAAAAGGGUUUAUAUGCAUGUAAUAUUUUUGCUGUAUGUGUUUAGUGAAACUGUUUCCGUGUGGUGACACAUUUGCGAUUCGUGUACGAUCCAUAUCAAAGUGACUUACAUCAUCAUAGAGAACUGUCGGGAAAAGUAGACACUUUUUUUUUAUUAUUGGCAAUCCGAGCUCAUUUUGUCGGAAUGUCUUGGUAUAUGCCGAUUGGGGUUAAGAGAUUUAAAAACCAAAAAAAGAUUUAAAAAAAAAAAGCUAUCUGAACUUAUAUUCCUAGUUACGACAGAAACAACCAUUCAUGUGUGUGGGAUUGAAAUUCUAUUUUCUAUCGGUCGUGGGAUUAUGUUUAAUUGGGGACCAGAGUGUUAUUUUUUUGAUUGAUUCUGUGUGUGGCUUCCAAUCGGAUUUCCCCCUUUAUUUAGGUCACAUGAAAUGCGGUGAAUGGGUUUUUUGUGUGUGCGUGUGUAAUGAAAAUAUUCACAAGAUGGUCAACAUUAAAUUGAGAAAGAUGAUAUGAAAAAUCA
This is a messenger RNA of Daphnia pulicaria, 2153 nucleotides long. Its product is annotated as eukaryotic translation initiation factor 5B-like. The transcript has 5 exons. The coding region runs from base 355 to 1308 and encodes 317 amino acids. The record is from RefSeq and is a predicted model, not a curated record. NCBI's taxonomy places the organism in Eukaryota, Metazoa, Arthropoda, Branchiopoda, Diplostraca, Daphniidae.